GAAAAUUAAAAAAAUGAAACUUGGGAAAACCCCAAAACAAGAAAGCAUAAGAACUUCAGGAAGCUAUUUUAAUCCCGGAGAUCAUUUUAACCCGGGAGAUUUCGGAAAAACCCAGAAUGCUGCUAAUGUUUUGAGUCAUGAUUAUCAGCUGAUGUUCAUGGAUAUGUAUAAUAGCGGUAGCAACAAUAACAACAACAACAUCGUCCCCAUCGUCAUUAUUUUCAGUCUCUUCGAUGACGUUGAACUUCGAGCGGCCAUAUUUUCGAAAUGGACUCGUCCGAUGUCACGUGUCUUGGACGACGUCAUUGUAUGAAUCAUCGUCAUCAUUACCAUCCCCACCAGCACCAUCAUCAUUGGUACCGUCAUCAUCAUCAUCAUCAGGUGAUAACAAAGAUAAUAAAUAUGCCGUAACUUGGUAUCCGAUUGAUUGUAGUAAUGAUGAUGACGUCACUGGCGAUGAUGAUGACGUCAAGGAUGAUGAUGAGGAGGAAAGCAGAAAUAGUACUAUGAAUGAUGACGACGACGCUGACGACGAUAAGAAUAUUUUCAUAAGUUAUGAAAAUAUCUUUAAGGACUUCACUGGUAAACAUGAAGCAAAAACUACUGAUGAUGAUGGUAAUAAUAAUAAUAGCAAUAAUAAUAAUUAUGAUGAUGAUACUAUUUAUGACGACGAUGAUGACGAUGGUGGUCGCCACUUACAAUGGCAAAGCGUUUCUUCAAUUUCGGAGGAUAAUAACUUCACAAUCUAUGACCUCCAAUUCAACUGUCGCUACCACGUGAUCGUUCGUUCCAUAUCCGGUCAGUCAGCCACUUCCGGAAAGGACGCAAUCACUUCUGGAAACGACGUAAUCAGCGUGCCCUCUUGUCGCGAAAUUUUCGUUCAGGGGACGCUUAAACCCAUCUGUCCGAAGAAAG
Molecule: messenger RNA, 915 nt
Organism: Helobdella robusta
Lineage: Eukaryota; Metazoa; Annelida; Clitellata; Rhynchobdellida; Glossiphoniidae
Exons: 3
Source: RefSeq, a predicted model, not a curated record